GGUGAGGUUUGGAACCGUCAAACCGGUUGUGCACUUAUCACCAUAGUUGAGACCCGUAGUGGGAAGAGCACUAGCCCCUACACCCAAGAGCAGCAAGAGAAGAUGGCCGCCUUAGUGAGAGAAAACAAGGAGAGGAAAAAGCUCCUGAAACAGGCGAAGUUGAAAGCGAUCGCAGAGGAGCAUGCGCCGAAAAUGAAGAAGUUGGAGGAGGAAAUGGAGGAGAAGAGAAAGGUUGUCGAAGACGAAGCAGCAGCAGAAGCAGAGGAGGAAAGAAAACGCAGGGAGAUAAUAGGAGAGAGUAGUGGCACGACAAAUGAGGAUGCGGCCAUGGAGAAAAAGAUCAGCGAGUGGAUUGCUAAUUUAUCGUUGGGGGAAGAUGAGGAGGCAGAGUUUUAUGUGCCCCAGGACGAGAGGGAUGCGUUAGCCAAUGAGCUAGGAGCAAUCGAGGACCCCCUGGAAAGGCAAGAAGUAGAGGAGGAGAAGAAGUUGAAAUGGAAACUGAGGAUGAAGAGAGAAAAGAAGAGGAGGAGGGAGGAAGUUAACAGGUUGACCUUAAAAGUGGCAAAAGUGAGGGAUUGUAGACAGGAAGUGCAGGCGCAGGAAGAUAUUUCUGCCAAGAUGGAUAAGGUGCUGGGGUAUCUGGAAGUGUUCAGUGCAGCUUGGAUGGAGGAGCGCCAAGCCAACUGGGGUCACGAUGUGGCCCUGAAGGCCAUGCGGUCAGGAUUUCGGGACUUUGCGCGCGAUAUGGUCACCCACGUUGGGGGCGAAGUUAGACGGUUGAGAGACAACGUGGGAAAGUUCUGUGAGGGCGCUAUUGAUUGUGCCAAAGCGGUAGCCACUGUUGAUAGUGAGCCUAGGCCUCGUAAAGAGCCCGUCAAACUGAAAUUCCCAGAUGCAUACGGCGGGAAGAAGGAGGAAAAUUUCAAUAACUGGGAGGCAAGCGUCAAUAGUUAUAUAUACUUACAACACAUCUUGAUUGAGGAGCAAGUCCUCGUCGCCUUCCAGGCCCUCAAGGACGAAGCGGCUAGCUUUGCCAGAUCCCUUGCGCGCGCAGCCGACGGAGACGACAUUAAGCCAGAGGACAGCAAGAUAGCGGCAAUUAGAGACUGGCCGACGCCCCGCACGUUGACAAAGUUGUGGUCGUUCUUAGGCCUAGCUAAUUACUACAGAAUGUUCGUGAGGAACUUCUCUACUAUCGCUGCUCCCUUGCGCAGGUUCCUAAAGAAAUCGGCAAUCGGGCAAUGGGACAAAGAUUGUUCGAUUGCGCUAAAGAAACUAAAGCGCGCGUUAAUAGAGUACCCUGUCCUCAAGGUAGCGGAUCCGUCCUUGCCAUUUGUCGUCACCACGGAUGCCAGUCAGUAUGGUAUAGGUGCCGUGUUGCAGCAAGACGACGACAAUGGCUAUAGACCCAUAGAGUUCAUGUCAGCGAGGAUGCCCUCAGAGAAGGUAGCCACCUCGACGUACCAGAGAGAACUCUACGCUCUCAGGCAGGCCUUAGAGCAUUGGAAGCAUUACCUGCUUGGGAGGCACUUCAAAGUAUACUCAGACCACGGAACUCUUAGAUGGUUAAAGACCCAGGCCAAGACGACACUAACUACGGAUGCUAGCCAAUAUGGCAUAGGCGCCGUACUUGCACAACAGGAGGGGAAAAAGUUGAGGCUAGUGGAGUACAUGUCCAAAACGAUCACCUCUCAGAAGUUGGCAAAGUCCACCUAUGAGAAGGAACUCUAUGCGGUGUACAAGGCUCUGACCCAUUGGAGACACUAUCUCCUUGGGCGGCUCUUCAUCCUCAGGACUGAUCAUCAGACCCUGAGAUGGAUGAGAACUCAGCCGCUACUCUCUGACGCUCUCAAGCGUUGGAUCGAAGUCAUCGAGCAGUAUGACUUUGAGCCCCAGUACAUCAAGGGCGAGUACAACAAGGUUGCUGAUGCCUUGUCGCGUAGACCUGAUUUCUCAGGUGCGCUGAUCACUGAGUUUGGGCUUGCGGACAAUGUUACUCAGUCCAUGGUGGAAGCCUAUGGCAAGGACCCGUUCAUGUCUGAGAUCAUCCGCAGACUCGAGGCGAAGGACAAGGUGACUUCUUCUAAGUUUGAGUUGGUCAACGGCUUACUGUUCCUUAAGAAGGCUGGGAAUAAACGAUUGUGUGUUCCUAAUAGGGAGUUUUUGCAUAGUUUAUUUUUAGGAGAGUGCCAUGAUGCCAUUGGACAUUUUGGCUUUAAGAAGACUGCAGCUAAUCUGUUGCAGCGGUUCCGGUGGCCCACGAUGAUGAGGAAUGCGAAGUUGUAUGUGGAGACUUGUCAGGUCUGUCAAAGAGACAAGCCACAUACUCAGGCUCCUCUUGGGCUCCUGAAGCCCCUUCCGAUUCCGGAAAGGCCUGGUGAGAGUCUGUCCAUGGACUUCAUGGAUACGCUGGUCACCAGCAAGAGUGGAAUGCGCUACAUCUACGCCAUUGUGGAUAGGUUUAACAAGUUUGCUAGAUUGUGGAUAGUUGCAAUGCCUAAGACAGCGAAGACUAAGCAUGUGAUUAAGCUGUUCAAAGAGAACUGGGUUAGGGAUUUUGGAUUGCCAAAGUCUAUAGUCAGUGACCGUGAUGUGCGAUUCGCAAGUGAAUUGUGGAAAGCCGCAGCUGCCGAACAGGGAACGCAACUGCAGAUGACAUCAGGAAACCAUCCCGAGGCGAAUGGACAAGCAGAACAGUUGAACCGCGCUGUACAACACUUGCUGAGGCAUUAUAUUAAGCCAAAUCAGGUAAACUGGGAUGAGAAACUUGCUCUCAUUGCCAGCCUGUACAAUAACGUGUUCCACAGCGCAACAAGUGUGAGUCCGAAUAGUCUGCUAUUAACUUUUAAGCCUAGACUGCCCUUGGAUUUCCUACUACCUAACCAACAGCCCUCUGCUGCAACAGAAACUUUAGAGUUUGCUUAUCGAUAUAAGCAGCUGAUGCAGCAGGCUGUUGAGCACAUGCACAAGGCGCAGACGGCGAUGAUAGAGUCUGAGAACAAACACCGCCGCCCAUCCACGUUCCAGGUAGGAGAGAGAGUCUGGGUCAAGUCCUCAGAACUGGGACAGGAGCACGAGAUCUCCCACAAACUCAUGCCACAGUACUUUGGACCAUGGGAGAUUCUGGAUGUUGUCGGGGGUGAGCCAGAUGGGCCGUCUUAUGUUGUUCACAUCCCUGGUCACUUACGCACUAACCUUGUUUUUCAAGCCUCCAAACUUGCACUUUUCAAGGAAACAGAUGAGUUUCCUUCUCGUUGCUCAAUGCUGCCCCCAACCAUGGAUGGAGAAGUGGACUUUGAUGACAUCGUGGAUCACAGGGAGCUGCCAGUUCAGAGACCUACAGGCAAGGGACAUCCUACGAAACCGAAGCUGCAGUACCACGUUCGGUUCCGACAUCAUACUGAUCCCAAGGAGGACCUCUGGUUCACGAAGGAAGAACUCAUGCAGACCGCUCCUCAAGUUGUAGCUCAUUAUGAGAAAUCUCUGCAGAAGGGAAAGCGCCCGAUGGAAAAGGGCGAGGUGGAGGAGGGUGCGGUCUUCGAUGGGUCAACGGGCUGGAUGGCUCGAUUCAAGCGCCGAAAGGGGUUUGUGUCACGACGGCACACAACUUCGGGGUCCUUGCCUUCGGAUGCUGCAGACACAUGCAGAGCUUUCAUUGACGAAAUCCACAACGUCAUUGAUAAGCAUAACAUCUGCCCGCACAACAUUUUCAAUAUGGAUCAGGUCCCGCAAUACUUUGAGACGGAGCCAUCAUCUACAAUCGCGAAGCGAGGGACACGUGAGGUGCUGAUGCGUAAAGCAAACUCACACAAACGUUUCACGGUCACUUUCACCAUCUCUAUGGCUGGCGAAAUGUUGAAGCUUCACCUUCUUUUCGCGAAGUUGAAGAACAAGCCAGCAGUGGAAGGGCAUGUUGUUGUUGAUGUUAACAUGACGGAGAUGUGGAGUACGGACACAAUCAUCUCAUUCAUCAAUGACACAAUAACAUCAAGGAAAGAGACGACGUUUAGUCGCCAACCUGUUCUUCUGAUCAUCGACAGUUAUGGACCUCAUUUGAAGGUGGCUGAGAGUGACAGGUUGAAGGAGAUGAAUAUCAAUGUUCGUAUUGUCCCUCCCAACCUGACGGGUAUUCUCCAGCCUCUUGAUGUUGUUGUGAAUCGGUCUUUCCGGCAAUCUUAUGGAUAGGCUGAGAAGGGAGAGGCUUCUGAUGUGAAGCCUCAAACUCCACUUGACCCUUACGAGGCUGAACUGCAGGCCCAGGAGGACAAACUCCACCAGCAGGCCCUGGCAGUUGAGUCCCUAAAGGUUGAGCUGAAAAAGAAAGAAGAAGCAGCUCAGAAGGAGACCAGGAGAAAGUUGCUGAUUGCAGAUGUGGAGAAGAUCGGGACAAGUGGUAGUUCCACAGAUGAGAACGAGAAACUGUUCUUCCAAAGGCUUUAUGAUGAUGUCGUGCCGAGGGAAAGGGAGGCAGAGGCAGCAGCCAAAGCCGCCAACAUUGCUGAUCAGGUGGCCCUCCUUCAGGUCCCGGAAGCGAACGCUGACCGGUUCCAGGAGAAGCUAGUUGCUGCCGUAGCAGCCUUGGUUCGACUGCGGAACUUAGAAGACCUUGAGUCCCGUGUAACAGCACUGGAGCAGCGGAACCAAGAGCUGCAGGCUGAGAUCAUCAGCCUCAAACAGUCCCAACUGCCUGCCCCCCGCCCUCCUAACCCUCGACCUACUGCAGUCCCAGUCUCUCAAUCUAACACAGCCCUCAUGGCAAGAGCAAGUGGAACUGUGACGAGCGCAGGAACCGGUGCCAGCUCCUCAAGCGGCAGCGCCGACAGUUCUGCACUAGUCAUAGUCCCAAAUGCAGGGACAUCAGCCCAAAACGCCACAGUCCUUACUGACGUUCAGUACAGCGGUCCUGUAGUGGACAAGCAGGCGGCCACCUUGCCAUCCAAGUACGACGGGAAAGCGGAUAUCACUUCUUGGAUUAGUUCCAUGCGUUCAUACUUCGAGGUCAUGCGGACACCGCAAGAAGACCGAAGCAUGAUCAUGGGCACUGAUAAUGAGCCCGCCAUACGAAAUCACAUUGAACUCCAAGCUGUUGCUGCGGGUUAUGAAAGAAUUGACCUAACCGAGUGGCUGAAAGUAACUCCCGUACGCGCCCUUGAGGAUCUUCUCAUCGCACGGUACCAAGAUAAGCAUGCUGCGCUCAAGGCUAGGCUGAAGCUUGAGGCCCUCAAGGGCCAAACAUGGAGGUCCUCCAUGCAGGCUUUGGAACAACACUUGACUAGUCUGUUCACCACUCCAGAUCUGGGAAUGACCGACGUGUCUUGUAUGGAUGUAGUCAUGGGAGUGGCCCCUAAAGAAUACCUCUCCCUGUUAGCACUCAAAGACCUUACCUCCUGGCGAGAGCUCAUGACGGAUCUAGUCAACCUAGAGGCCAAGGACCUCGCCAGGCGGAAGAGGGCGCCCGUUGCAGGUGGAAAUCCACAACGCAAGCGGUAUGGAAGCAGCAACCAGCUUGCCCUGCAUGAACAUCGGGAGGCUGAAGAUCAGUCUUACGCGGAUGAUUUGCCUCUAGAUGACGAUCUAGAAAAAAAUGCUUACCCUUUGCCUCACAUAGAUGAUCUGCUAGAUGCAGCAGGUGGGUGCAAGGUCUUCUCCAAGAUCGACCUCAAGUCUGGUUACCACCAGAUUGAAGUUGAUCCGAGUGACCAACACAAAACUGCAUUCAAAACACGCGAUGGGAUGUAUGAAUUCAUCGUUAUGCCCUUUGGUCUUACGAAUGCACCGGCCACAUUUCAGUGCCUCAUGGACAAGGUACUUCGCCAUCAACUCAAUAGGUUUGUGGUUGUGUACCUUGACGAUAUCCUGAUCUUCAGCAAGUCCAUGGAAGAGCAUGUCACGCACCUUGAGGAGGUCUUGCAAGUCCUCAAGGAGGCACAGCUGCACCUCAACUUAAAGAAAUUUGAGUUUGGAAGGGACAGCGUCAUCUAUCUUGGGCACCGGUUGUCUGCAAACGGCCUUGAGCCGGAGGCAACCAAGGUUGAGGUCAUCCGAAAGUGGCCUCAACCGGCGAACGUGCGCGAACUGCGUUCUUUUCUUGGUUUGGCCUCAUAUUACCGGAAGUUUGUGCCCAAAUUUUCUGUCAUUGCUCACCCACUCUUGAGACUAACCAGUAAGAAUGUUCCCGAUGAGUGGUGUGAGAAGUGUGAGACUGCGUUCCAAGCCUUGAAAGAGGCAUUGGUGAGUCAUCCUGUGCUCCGCAUUGCGGAUCCCAACCUCACAUUCGUAGUCACUAUGGACGCGAGCCAAUUUGGGAUUGGUGCAGUGCUGCAACAAGAUGAUGAUGAUGGCCUGCGUCCACUCGAGCAUAAGCCUUAUGGCCUGCUGAGACCCCUCCCCAUUCCUGAUGGACCCGGUGAGUCGAUUUCCAUCGACUUCACGGACAUGGGAAAGGUGAGUGAGGCUGGAAAUUCACAAGUCAUGGUCAUCGUGGACCGUUUUUCCAAAUUUCUGAACUUGAUUCCUUUCCCUCCCCAUGGCCCGACUGAACUUGUCAUUGAAGAAUUCCAUCAGCAGUACAUUCUGCAGUUUGGCACCCCGAAAACUAUUGUGAGUGAUCGGGACACCAGAUUCAUUAGCGAAGAUUGGAAGGACUUCACCUCUCAAAUCUAUGACAUUAAACUGAACAAGACUUAUGGUCGACACCCCGAAGCGAAUGGAUUGGCCGAGGAGAUCAACCAGAUUGUCAUCCAACUACUUCGCGCAUUGAUUGUUCCAGAUCAGAACACGUGGGACAAGGAGUUGCACAAAGUGAAGGGACUGUAUAACAACUCCAUUCACUCUGCAACUGGCGUGACACCAAACCAGUUGCAAUACGGAUGGCCGAUGCGUAAUCCACUCUCCUAUCUGUUCCCCGAACGGUCACCUGGUAUGAUGUCUGGCUACAAUGCCAAGUACGCACGCUUACUCAAAGUUGUUAUUGUAGCCAUGAACAAGCGCCAGCAUGCCAUGAUCAAACAUGCUAACAAGUUGCACAAAGAGGAAAAAUUCAAAGUAGGGGAUUAUGUUUGGGUCAAAAUGUCUGAGUUUUCUGAUGAAAAGGGCAUAUCACGAAAACUCCUUCCAUUGUACUAUGGCCCUUGGCAGAUUCUGAAGGUGAUUGGGGAUGACUUUGGUCCUUCAUAUGUGAUUGUCGUGCCUCCUCAUCUGCGCACGUAUCCGGUCUUUCAUGCGUCCAAACUGUUCCCACACAUUGAUGAUGAGACGUUUCCCUUCCGAGACCCUAUGAUACCUCGCUCUAUCGACGGCGGCCAUGAGAUAGAAAAAAUCGUUUCUCACGAGGGAAGAGGGAGGAACAAAUACGCACAUGAUCAAGCGUCCGCUCAUCAUAACGCCGCGGUCGAGACACAUGGUCGGAGAGCGGGUGCGGGAUCAUCACGCUCCGAUGUGCCGAUGCAUAUUGAUGAAGCAGAUGAUCUAGAUGUUUCAUACGGUCAUUACCUCUAUGAUGAUGAUCGGAGAAUGCAUGAGUACGUCCAAGAUUGUGAACAGUAUGAGUAUACCAUGGCGAGGGAGAUGCAUGAUAUGGAACAACGUCACCAUCAGUCGAAUGCUGUGGUGCGGUAUGGUGUGGUGGGUAAGAUUCCAAAUGGUCAUGCCUUGAGGGAAGUAUUUGGUAGGUUCGUUACGGACAACCAAGGACUUCGUUGGACUCAGGACGAGUUGUUGGAUAUGUUGAAGAAGAAGAAGGUGGAACUGGAUGCAGUUAGGAGUGCGUUGGCCAACAUUGAGGUCAACGCAAAGUCAGUCAUCGAAAAAUUCCUUCAAGAGGAACGAAACGAUGAGGUGAGAGAUUCCUCUGUGCCCGAUACUGUGCAUGUCAAAGAGGAGUCAAAAGUUAACAUGGACAUGGAGAUGCGGAUUCGUUCUCAGAUGAGGUCGAAGAUUCGAGAUGAUUUGAUUGAUGAGAUUGUUAAGUAUAGCACCCAAGUUCAUCCCCACCUGUUGGAAGAGUGUGAUGGUUUGCGUUGGCGACUUGAAAAGGCGGAAUAUGCAGUGAGGAGAUUGUUGUCCUGUCGUGGCCUGGCGUGGGAAGAUCCAUCUUCUCGAAAUGCAGUCUUCGAUUUUCGAUCAACUGAAAGUUUGGAGGCUCUUCCGAAAAACGAUCUAAUUGCGAUGUUACAUUCACUUCCAACUGUUGCUUCAGAGCUGGCUCACAGAAAUGCAAUGUUGGAGGUGCAAAAUGCCAUGCAGUUUCCUGUGAGCGACAACUAGAUGAGGGCAACGGUGGUCAAUCUUGGCCAAUUGUAUAAGGAGGCACGCGAAGAGUUGAUGGAUGUUGUGUUCGUGGACAAAUUCGGUGACCGGUGGGAUUACCACUCCAGGUUUUAUUGGGCUCAACGUCACAAUGAGCAGGUGUACCAGCUUAGGAAAUUGCUUGGCGACGUCGUGCUAGCUUAUUCACCGAAACGA
Messenger RNA from Chara braunii, 8463 nucleotides. Lineage: Eukaryota; Viridiplantae; Streptophyta; Charophyceae; Charales; Characeae. The record is from the annotation of a GenBank genome assembly.